AAAAUAGAGAAACUUCCAAGAUGGCGGAGUCCGUAGGAUCCAUGCAUUUCUCAGCUAAUGGCAAAACAAAUCCUCCAAACCCCUUGUUACCCAAAAUACCACCGGAGAGUCGACUACAGUCUUCCAACGCUGUCCACCCUCCACCGCCAAAGAAAGUCCGAAUCGAGGAGAAGAGUUUGAAACACAAGAAAUUGAACGGGGACGUAAUGUGUGCAGGGGAAAAACACAACGGGAAGCAGAGUUAUGGGAGCCCAGCGAAAUGGAGUUUCGGCCCGGCCAAGCCGAGCAACUCCACCUCGCCAGCUCCCGCACGAAAGAUCUUCAAGAUCAGCAACUUUCUCGCCUCUCCUACGAAAGUGAAGAAACCGAAUGAGAAAAGGCACAAGGAAAAAGAUAAGAGCGCUAAAACGCAGAGUUCACUCAUGGAGAAAGGGAACCUUGGGAGUUGCCAUACAAAGACGGAAAAUUGUGAUGUGAAUAUGUUACAGCGAGAACACACUGGCAAAGACGAGGAGAGAGAGAAGAAAAAGGAGAGUGAUAAAGAGAGGGACAGGGAGAAGAAGAACCACCAAGUUAUGGUUGUGAAUGAUGUAGGGAGGGAGAACAGAGCGGUGAAAUCUCCACUGAAAGAGUCAACAGAGAAGCCAAAAGUCAACUCGGAGGACGAGCUCCUCUUGAAAAAGCUAAAGAAGAAGAAGAAGAAAAAGAAGCACAAAGACUGCGAGAGGGCGAGACGCAGCCGGCCCAAGAUGUACCACCGCUCCAGCCAGACGGUGUGUUCUGGUGUAACUGUGGACCUGCCGGACCUGCUCAACACACCAGACAGGAGUAACUACAACACCAAUAACAGUUUCUUCCAAACCUUCCCAAGUCCCCAUCAGGAUCCUUCCAGCACCACCACUGCUACCUCCAUGUCCUCCAUGGUCAGGGAGAGGUUGGGCUACGGCUCCCCCCUCCACAGUACCCAGUCCCAGGGCAUUUCAGAGCUGGAGUUUGGCCGUCUGAUCCAUGUGGAGCAGCAGGCCAAUGGAGGAGCCUCGGUGGCCCACGCCUACUGCCAGCAGCUGGCCUGUCUCUCCCCGGCCGAGAUGCAGCGCUUCGCCCAGGAGUUUGUCACCCUGUCAUUCAGCGAGGACCAAGCUGACGCGGCCCACUACGUCAUGGGCAUCAUCCAUGGAGCGGCCUCCUACCUACCAGACUUUCUGGACUACUUCUCCUACAAGUUCCCCAAUGCACCGGUCAAGAUGGAGGUGCUGGGGAAGAAGGAUAUAGAGACCACCACCAUGGCCAACUUCCACACUCAGGUGAAGCGUACCUACUCCCAGGGGACAUACCGUGCGGGGGCCAUGCGGCAGGUCAGCCUGGUGGGGGCUGUGGACGAGGAGGUGGGAGACUACUUCCCUGAGUUCAUCAACAUGCUGGAGGAAUCUCCCUUCCUAGAGCGUACCCUGCCCUGGGGCACGUUCUCCAGCCUGCGCCUGCGGAGCCCCACAGAGAGUGACGACGGACCCAUCAUGUGGGUCAGACCAGGGGAACAGAUGAUCCCUGUGGCUGACAUUCCCAAGUCCCCCUUCAAGAGGAAGAGGUCGACCAAUGAGAUCAAGAACCUGCAGUACCUGCCGCGGGCCAGCGAGCCCAGGGAGAUGCUAUUUGAGGACCGGACCAGAGCCCACGCCGACCACAUCGGACAGGGCUUCGAGAGACAGACCACUGCCGCCGUGGGGGUGCUCAAGGCCGUGCGCUGCAGAGAGGGUGAUGCUCCUGCCAGGGUAACCAAAGACGUGGUGUGUUUCCACGCUGGAGAUUUCCCCGAGGUGGUCCAGAGGCUCCAGCUAGACCUGUACGAACCACCCCUCUCACAGUGUGUGCAGUGGAUAGAUGAUGCCAAGCUAAACCAGCUGAGGAGAGAGGGCAUCCGCUACGCCCGUAUCCAGCUCUACCACAACGACAUCUACUUCAUCCCCAGGGGAGUGGUGCAUCAGUUCAAGACUGUGUCUGCUGUCUGCAGCCUGGCCUGGCACAUCCGCCUCAGACAAUACCACCUGGAUCAAGAGAGGGAGGAGGAGAGCUGUACUUCUACAAGGGCAACAAGUCAAGUCAUAGAGGAGGAGGAAGAAACAGAGGAGAGUGAGGAGGAGGAGUGGGGGAAAAAGGAGGACAAUCCUACACAGCCACGGACGCAGGUGAAGACUGAGGAAGAGGGAGGGGAAAGGAUGCCCGUACAGGAGCCGCCACUAGUUUGCAAGGAGGAAGACGACACAGAGGAGGAGAAAGGAGGGGAGAGAGGAGGCUGUACACCUACACUGACAUUACCUUUAGUCGAGGAGGAGAGGGAGGAAGGGAACCCACUCACAGAGACACUACUGGAAGUCAAGGAGAGAAAGGAGGUUGACGAGCAUCACAAGAUAGAAGAGAUGGAGAGAAAAGGAGCAAGAGAUGGCAGUAUACCCACACAGAUGCAGCCAGAAGUGCAUAUGGAGGGAGAGGGAGAUAGAGAAGAUAGGGAACUCUCAAAGGCUUCACAGCAGGCUGGGAUAGAGAGAGAGGAGGAAGGAAGACACCACAAGACACCUCCACAAGUCCAGAAAGAAAGAGAGAGUGGAAAGGAUGGUAACACAGCCACACAAACACCACCACAAGUCAAGAAAGAGCGAGAGAAAGUGAAGGGGAAAGAUUUAGAGAAAGAUGGAAAAGAGAGGGAGAAAGUAGAGAGGGUGAAAGAUAAAGAGAAGAAGGAGAGAGUGAAAGAGAAGGAGAAGAAAGAGAAGGUAAAAGAUGGGGACAGAGAAAGGGAGAGAGGGAAAGAUGGAGAGAAAGUGAAGGGGAAAGAUGAGAGUGUGAUGGAAAGCACCACACAAACACAGACGUCUCCACCCAUUAGGAAAAAGGAGGAUGAGGAGAGGGCAAAAGAGGAGAGGAAACACACACAUCCAUCCCAACACACCCAGAGGGAGGAGAAGGGAGUGAGGGAAACAGACACAGCCUCAAAGACACCGCCUCAAAUCAAGAAGGAACGAGACCGGGACAGAGGUGGUAGUGGUACACAGUCACACACACGGCAAGAGAGAGAGGAGGGCAGAGAGAGUAGCACACAUAGACACAAACCCUCACAUGGAAAGAAGGAGAGAAACGGGUAUAGGGAGGGUAAAGAGGGUAACCCAUCCAUACACACUUCACACACCAAGCCAGGGAGAGAGGAAGAUGGGAAGGCUGUCACUUCUAGACACACACCCUCACAUGUGAAGAAGGAGGGGAAGAGGGAAAGAGGGGUCAACCAUAAGGAGGAAAGGAAGAAACCGCCCUCUGCCCCUAGCUGCCCCCCUUCGGACCACAAACCCCCACGGACGCUCGUAACCUUUGACCUCUUUAAGCCUAUGGAGGCAUUUCAAGCCCCGCCCCUCUCCCUGGCAGACAAGUCUCACCACCACAGUGACUGUCGAGGCGCUCUCUCCAAGUCUGAGAGCCGGACGCUAGCGCCCUCUAAAGGACCAAAAGUAAAGGACACGACACACACCAAACCUGCAGUUCCUUUCCAGGACAAACGGCCGCAGCACUCCUUAAAACACCCCCUGAAACCACACACCACACAUGCACAGCAGAAAGCCUUUUUAUUAUGA
Molecule: messenger RNA, 3617 nt
Organism: Coregonus clupeaformis (lake whitefish)
Lineage: Eukaryota; Metazoa; Chordata; Actinopteri; Salmoniformes; Salmonidae
Product: lysine-specific demethylase RSBN1L
Exons: 8
Coding region: 21-3617 (1198 amino acids)
Cellular component (GO): nucleus
Source: RefSeq, a predicted model, not a curated record